Messenger RNA from Tuber aestivum (summer truffle), 3919 nucleotides. NCBI's taxonomy places the organism in Eukaryota, Fungi, Ascomycota, Pezizomycetes, Pezizales, Tuberaceae. The record is from the annotation of a GenBank genome assembly.
AAAAAAAAAACUUCCUUAGCCAAAACCCUGACUCCUGAGCCGUUGGCUUGAAGACCCGCCUGUGCAACCUUAUUCGAACUUUUGCAUUCUCAGAACUCCUGCGGUCGUGGUUGGUCACAGCACGCCAGGAAUCAUUGAUUGCUUGGUUGUUUCGCACCUCCUUGCGGUCCCCCAAGUUUCUCUCCAGUAGAUUUCUAUUGCCCUGCGAUACUUACUACUCAUCAAUUCGCCAGCACACAGACAACUCACCUUCCCCGCCCGCUUCUCACUGGAAUCCUCACGAGGCCCCUUACCCCGCAGGAAGCUUGCCUCUUCUUUUUAUCUCCUCUAUCGCUCUCUCUGUCCCCCCGCUUGCUCUCACGAUGGCUUCUCUCGGGUAGGCGUUUUUCCAUUCAAAGAUAUGUUUCGAAACGGUUGUACUGAUCACCUUCACAGCGAGGAUUUGCUCGGGGUGGUGAAUAAGCUGCAGGAUCUUGUAACCCUUCCCUCUCUCCCUUGCCUUUGGAAAAUGAGCAAUCAUCGGGAUGUUAUCUGACUCUGGCUAUAGGUCUUUAAUACCAUUGGAUCAGAUUCUGGCUUAGAUCUACCUCAAAUUGUAAAGAAAACACCUACAAAUCCCCACACUUGCGGCUCGUUUUGAGAAGUUUGUUCCCUAUGUCCGGGAACGUCGGCUAAUGAUGAUUUACUUGAUAGGUGGUCGUCGGCUCUCAAUCUAGCGGGAAAUCCUCGGUGCUCGAAAACAUCGUGGGCCGUGACUUUCUUCCACGCGGUUCAGGCAUUGUCACUCGUCGUCCGCUCAUUCUUCAACUCAUCAAUAUCCCCAACGACGAGGGCAGUGCGGAACCUCACACCCGGGAGGGCAACUCUGAACAGCCCGAAUUUGGAGAAUUUCUGCAUCAGCUUGGCAGACGUUACUAUGAUUUCAACGAAAUCAAGAGGGAAAUCGAGGCAGAAACGUCUCGGAUUGCCGGUAACAACAAGGGUAUCAACAGGGCUCCUAUUAACCUGAAAAUCUACUCUCCUCAUGUUCUUAGUUUGACAUUGGUGGACUUGCCGGGUUUGACAAAGGUGUUUUUUUUUCCCUCCCUCUCGUCAUCCUUCAGCUGGUUUUGUGCCGGAGAGUUGCGGCUGACUCAAAUUUGCAUACACAUAGGUUCCGAUCGGGGAUCAACCAACAGAUAUCGAGAAACAAACUAGGAACCUGAUAUCCGAGUAUAUCGCCAAGCCCAACAGUAUCGUCCUUGCUGUUUCCCCAGCAAAUGUUGAUCUUGUGAAUUCUGAGGCUCUGAAGCUCGCCCGGCAAGUUGACCCGCAGGGCAAACGGACGAUCGGCGUUCUCACCAAGUUGGACUUGAUGGAUCAUGGCACCAACGCCCUCGAGAUCCUCUCUGGAAGGGUUUACCCAUUAAAACUUGGAUUUAUCGGAGUGGUCAAUCGAUCACAACAGGAUAUCCAAGGGAACAAGUCCCUUGCUGACGCUCUGAGGGCCGAGCAAGAGUUCUUCAAAUUCCAUCCGGCUUACCGGAAUAUGGCGCACAGAUGCGGUACUCAAUUCCUGGCAAAAAGUUUGAAUAGUGUAAGCUUAAGCCGGCUAGGAUCGCUAUUCGAAAACAUGCGAGGCUAACUCAAACAGACAUUGAUGCAACACAUUAGAGAUCGGUUACCCGAUAUCAAAGCUAGACUUAAUACCCUUAUGGGCCAGACCCAACAAGAGCUUGCGUCCUAUGGGGACAUGCAUUUUAGUGGUAAAGAACAUAGAGUAUGUCCUCCUAAUACCGUAUUGCAAGACGGGAGCUAACCAACCUUCCUAGGGCUCCUUAAUUCUACAACUCAUGACGCGAUUCGCCAGUUCAUUUAUUUCAUCUAUUGAUGGUACUUCGUCCGAAAUCUCCACUAAGGAGCUCUGUGGUGGCGCACGGAUAUACUACAUUUUUAACAGUGUUUUUGGCAACUCGCUCGAGCUAAUUGAUCCAACCACCAACCUUUCGGUUCUCGACAUCCGAACAGCUAUCAGAAACUCUACCGGACCGAGGCCUAGCUUAUUUGUCCCGGAGUUGGCCUUUGAUUUGCUUGUCAAGCCGCAGAUAAGAUUGCUGGAAAUUCCAUCCCACCGGUGUGUCGAGUUGGUUUACGAAGAGCUCAUCAAGAUUUGCCACACUUGUGGAACCACGGAACUUUCGAGAUUCCCGAGAUUGCAGGCCAAGUUGAUCGAGGUUGUGAGUGAUUUGUUGAGGGAGCGAUUAGGACCUACAUCGGUCUAUGUCGAGAGCUUGAUCGCGAUACAACGAGCCUAUAUCAACACUAACCAUCCCAACUUCCUUGGUGCAGCAUCGGCCAUGUCAUCCGUCAUCCAAAACAAACAAGAGAAGGAACGUAAAGCUCAGGCAUUUGAAAGAAGGAAGGAGCGUGACAGACGCAAGCCCACAAGCAUGAGCAACUCCUCUCUACCUCCAACACUUAAUGGUGAGGGUGGGCCCGAGUAUGAAGAGAAUCCAAUAAUUGAGCGCGCUCGGAUGAUGCAUGGUCGUGGUGAGUCGAGAUCAAUUUCGCCUGCCCCUGGCGCACUGGAAUCCUCAGCUCUUAGCACUGCCAUGAGCAUCAAUGGGCGACCGAGCAGUCCUCAAGUGCACACCUCACCAGGGUCAACGACCAACAAAACCGACUCUUUCCUGAACUACUUUUUUGGAAAGGAGGGUAGUAUGCCGGCAACCAGCGGAGCUGCGCCAAGAUCCGCACCUGAGCCGAGUUUUACCCAGAGCAUCAGGCGUGGGACAGAAAGGAACGAGAAGCCUGUGUUUGACAUGUCAAGGCUUUCACAAAAUUUCGAUGAUACUAGUCUAGUACGCGACAAAAAUAAGACCCGCCCCAGUGUGAUGUAUGCUAACCACUUAUCCCUCCGCGUUCAGGAAACAGUCCCCUUCACCGCAACUCUUGACGAGCCAGCCCUGACUGAGAGGGAACAGAUGGAGACAGAGUUGAUCCGCCGACUCAUCUCUUCCUACUUUAACAUUGUCCGUGAGACCAUCCAGGACCAGGUUCCCAAAGCAGUUAUGCACUUCCUCGUUAAUUUCAGCAAGGACGCCGUCCAGAACAGACUCGUAACAGAGCUGUACAAGGAGGAAUUCUUCGGCGACCUUCUAUACGAGGAUGAUGCUAUCAAGGCCGAGAGGGAGAAGUGCGAGAGACUCCUGAAGACUUACCGUGAGGCGUCCAAGAUUGUUGGAGAAGUGGGUUUGUAAAAAAAGAAAAAAAGAAAAUAGUGUCGAGUAACGAAAAAUAUCCGAAAUAGAGCAAAAUGAGAAGAAAGAAACUGUUGGUGUGGAUCGGAUCAUGGGCUCCGGAUGAGGUGCCAGAGGGGGAAGAGGUUCCGAUUGAGUCUAAUGGAAAUGAUAUGUAUAUAAAGAUUACGAACGAACCAUCGAACGAGAACGGGAACGAGGAUUGCGAUUUGAUGACAACCUUUUUUUUUUUUUAUUCCUUCCGGUUUUUUGUUCCGGUGGGGGUUUGAAGUUGUCCGGUAUACCGAUGGAAAAGGGAACUAGAAGGAAACCACGCUUAUAACUUAAGGGCGGGCGGUUAGGUGGGAUGGCUUUCUGUUAUAUUUUGCUUUACUAUCCUCUACUAUACCUUGUUAGGGGGUUCGUGCUGGUGGGAUCUAAAAAACGAGCCCCCUUUUCUCUUCUUUUCUCUCUCCUCUCUCUCUAUCCUAUCUACUCCGGUUUGUCCAUGUUCUUGUCUGUUUUACACUUCUCUUUUCGCUGAGUAAACCUGCCCGCGGGAAUUUACCUAGCCUAUUUUGCAUCGUCUGGUCUCUUUUCGAGGAGCAAGUUAUCUACCUAGUAUAUACAGCACACAAGUUUUGCGUUUUGUCUAGUUUGGCAGUUUUCCUUCCUAUCAAAAUAUAUUAGAUUCUCCACUC